This is a messenger RNA of Rotaria sp. Silwood1, 1422 nucleotides long. The record is from the annotation of a GenBank genome assembly. NCBI's taxonomy places the organism in Eukaryota, Metazoa, Rotifera, Eurotatoria, Philodinida, Philodinidae.
AUGUCUCGUCUGAGUCCUCUUCAAUCAACAUCAGAAAAUAAUACUCUAUUUAUUCUAAUGGGUGGACCAGGUGGAUCAGGUUGGAGUCUAAUAGAAAAUGCUGCAUUACUCAUUCCAGCUCAAGUUGGGAUUACUCUAGUAUUACCUGAUCAUCGAGGUACAGGACUAUCGACAGUGUUGGGCUGUGAUGAUAAUGAUUCACAAACAAUCACGACAGACUGUAUUACUUAUUUGAUAUCGAAAUGGGAUAUCGAAGGAUUAAAUCAAUUUUCGAUAACAGCAGCUGCACAUGAUUUAUCGGUACAAAUUCAAGUCUAUCAAGUCGAUCAUCCUGGACGUAUUUCGAUUUACAGUGUUUCGUAUGGUACCCAAUGGUUAGAUCGUUUUCUACAGAUCUAUCCUACAUUAAUUCAAUCAGCCAUUAUGGAUGGUGUGGUCAAUCCUAUUUUGGCAUCUAGCAGUCGUUAUGAUUUGUUUGCAUCAAACGUUGGAUUACAAUUCCUAGCCUAUUGUCAGCUACAACCAGAAUGUCAUAGCUAUUUUCCAGCCGAUCAACCACCUUAUGUCAUGCUCUAUCGCAUUCUAGCCGAGUUAGAUAAUAAUAAGCAGCAAUGUAUCAAGAAAUAUUUCAAUCAAUAUUCACUCAAUUCCGAAAAGCUACGCAAUUUAUUUUUUAAGAUGAUCCAAAUGGGAGAAACUUAUAUGGAUCGUACUGUAAUUCCAGCUAUAAUAUUUCGUUUAAAUCGUUGUAGUAUAGACGAUGUAAAGGUAUUGAAUUUCUUCUUUCGUUCAAAUUUAAAUAAGACUGAUCGAAGGCAAACGAAAGAGAAUAGUCCUGCAUUUCUAUUUUCUAAAGUUCUUAAUUACAACAUUAUUCAAUCGGAGAGAUGGUUAGCACCAAAUCAAUCUGAAAUCGACAAAGAAACUGUUCUUGUUUGGUAUAAUUCGGCUCUCAUGACGCCAAACAAUGCCGUCAAGUUGAUUUCAUUUCGUGCUCAAUGGCCAAAAUAUCCUUUAGAUCAAUAUUACGCGAAGGUGGCCUCGUAUACACCAUUGUUAAUGCUUUCAGGUCAAUUGGAUCCGUCAACAACGUUCUAUCUAGCUUCUCAACUCGCAUCGAUCACAUCGAAAACACGAACAUUCUAUGCGAUUCCACUAGCUGGACAUGUUACUGUAAAUAUUGCCAAAGUUGGAUUUUAUUGUCCAUUGCGUUUAGUGUGUGCAUGGGCAUUUCCAAAUAAUUUUCCGUCGGAAUGGAAUGAUCCACAAUGUAUUCGCUAUCUGCCAACUACUAUUGAUUUCGUCGGUGCUACUCCAUUAGGACAAAAAUAUUCCAUGAAACUCUUGAAUAUCAGUCGACCAUUUGGAAAUGAUAGCUAUGAUCCGACUCCGAAAUUAUGUUUUGUUUAUUUAAUUAAUUGA